UCUACAGAUUGGACUGAUGAGCGUCUGCAGGGGUUACGUGGUCUCGUUGAAGCGGCUGGAGCUGCCUAUAUCAAUAGGCUACUUUCGAAUUUCCCAUCCAUCAGCCAAACUAGCAUCUUUACUAAGAUCUCUCAACGAGGCGGGCAAAAUUCAACAUGUCUUCGUCUAUCGUCGCUUCUUUACAAUUUGUGCUAUUAUUCUUGGCUGUAUGCACUUAUGUCGUUUACCUGAUACUGCAAAGGCCACAACCGAGAUCACCAACCCAAGAACUUGGUGCCCGACUUGGACGAGACAGAUCUGAAGAUCCGAAAAUUCAAAACGAGGCUUCAUUUGCUUUGUCCAAACUGGUGCACUACGAUGGUGCAGGAACAUGGCCACCCAGAACAGACCAUAUCAACUGGCCUCCAGCACUAAUUCCUUACCGGAACACCUACUUCGAAAUGGUUCCUCUUCUUUCCUCGGCUGCAGCAUCAUUGGAUGAUGACACAAACAUCAGAAUUCGCAAUGACUUCCGUAUCAAGAUGCGUACGUUGCUAAAACAGAGCAUCAACAUUCAAGAAGUGGAGCGAAUCAUGGUCGCAGCUGAGAUGGCGAGUCCACAAAGUCUUUCACGGAGUGCAUAUAAUGGAUUUUACAAUUGUGUCGCAGUGUGCCGUCACAUGUACAGAUGGGCAACCAUACCCGUGGUAAAAGUCGCGCAGGCUGAGACAGUCAUUGAGUUUCCUCCUGAACUAGAUGCACCUUGGUCGUACCUACAGCGAAGCUUCGGUGUUACCGCUAUGAGUGGAAACAAUACUUCUAACGUCCUUCUGAACUUUGAUGAGCGAGGGGAGAGAGUGUUCAGAAUCAACGUGCGGAUGUCCAAGUUGAUCCAAUCUUCAGAGGAGGCUUUCUUUCAGAUGUUCUACGACGUCGAACUUGCUGCUACCCCGAUCUACUACGAUAUGAUAAACGCUAUCACAUCUUUCGAAAGCAAAGACAACACCAGUUGUUUACGUUACCUUGAAAACAUCAACUCCAACAUCCGCAAUGUGUUCCAGGUGUUCUAUGACAACCUCAACGAAUCCAAAGUGUCGCAAUCUGUGUGGCUUAGCUACGUACAAGGGUUUCAAGGAUGGGGUGUGGGCAAGAUUGUCGAUGGGAAGUUCAUAAAAUACGAUGGCCUGUCCGGUAAUCAUGUUCUGAUCUUCCAGGCGUUGGACGCAUUCCUUGGCCUUGAUCGUUAUCUUACAGACGAGGAUAUGGUGCGUUACAUCCCAGUGAACCAAAGGAACCUUUGUCUGGCACUCAAGAAGAAUUGUCUACGCUCAAAGAUACAAGGGAACCAAGCACUUGAAAACAUCUUCGCAGAAAUUGUGAAGAAGCUGAAGGUCUUUCGAACUGCACAUCGAACAAGAGUGAUGUCUUAUUUGAAACAGCCAGCUCCGGAGCGAUCUCAAAUGACUGCAGGGAAGUCAGUCCUUGAGGGGACCCAGGCGCAAGGUUUACAGCGAUUGGAUGACUUCAUGGCGAAAAGGUUGAAGCAAACUGUCUAGAACAGUUCGA
Molecule: messenger RNA, 1545 nt
Organism: Boeremia exigua
Lineage: Eukaryota; Fungi; Ascomycota; Dothideomycetes; Pleosporales; Didymellaceae
Exons: 4
Coding region: 156-1535 (459 amino acids)
Biological process (GO): 'de novo' NAD+ biosynthetic process from L-tryptophan
Cellular component (GO): cytoplasm
Molecular function (GO): heme binding; metal ion binding; indoleamine 2,3-dioxygenase activity
Source: RefSeq, a predicted model, not a curated record